CUUGCUAUCUUCAUGAGCACAGUGUUCCCAUGCGCCAAUCUGAAUCGAUUCCAAACGCCUCUUGCCUCGAUAGGCGAUUACCAGGAUGUAAGCAGGUGGUGUGCUAACAACUGCGAGACUUCAUGCACACAUCUGCCACCCGCACACUGUGUGACACAGUUGCUAUGAAACGGGAGACACCCCACCUCAUUCGCGUUGCAAUAACCAGUAGACCGGAAAUCCGCGUCCUUCACAGUACCUUGGGUUAUGCUGACUUCUGAAUCAACCGUAGAUUUAUCCUACAGCUGAAAGUCUCAUAGCAUAUCACUGCAAAGGAUGAUCACAAUGGACUCAAUCCGUCUCCCGGCGGGGGUGAACUUCAUAGUACUUUGAUGCACUCUGGUGGCUUGGAAUGGAUAAGCCCGGCAGGAUGAGGAAGAUGAAGGAAGGCUGCUCAAAAGUUGUGUCCUAUUCGAUCAUUCUUGAAUUUGCUUCGCCCCCAGCAAGCCAAACAUUCACACCCGAGCACCUGAGCUUGUAAAUCUCCGCCACUAGCUCCAUUCAGCAGCACCUCACACUUCCAGGAUGAACCUCAGCAAGAUCUUCGCACACCUCGCUUUGCUGUCGCUGGCCUUGGUCGCCACUGACGCCGUGACUACCCACUCAAACACUGUGGUCCGUCAGAGCAACGCUCUCCGCAACCUGAAGGCGGCCGGCACGGGAACUGGUGUCACUACGAGCACCUCAUCGGGUGACUCGUACACGACGAGUGACUCGGCUACCCAGCAGAGCACGACGAGCGCGAGCUCUCCGGCAACCGACACGACCUCCACCACGUCAACGGAUACGACAACGACAUCAUCGCCGUCUACUUCGACCACCUCCACCGGCACCACGACGCAAGGGACCGAUACCACAAGCGGCACUAACACCUGGGGAACCAGCACUGGAACAGACACUGCUACCAAUGGCGGCACGAACACCUGGGGAACCAGCACUGGCACGGGCACAAACUCUGCUGAGGCGCCGUGUGCUAGCGGAGACUCGGACACCACGGGUACCUGGGACGCCACCUCGACCGGCACGACCGACACCUGGGGUACGUCCGGCACGGACACCACUUCGACCGGCACGACGGGCACUUGGGGCACGUCAGGUACGGACACCACCUCAACAGAUACGACAUCGCAGCAAACAACUGGAACUGCUGGUUGGGGAACAAACACCGGCACGACAUCGGCCGAGACUCCUUGCUCUGGUGACCAGAGCUCGACCGGCACUUGGGGAACCUCGACGGAUACGACAGGUACCUGGGGAACUUCUGGUACAGAUACCACUUCGACCGGCACCGCUCAGCAAACGUCAGACGGUGCAGAGACAACUGGAACGUCGAACUGGGGAACUACCGGUACUUCAGGCUGGGGAACCUCGACGGGGACAGACACGACCGCUACUCAGGGCAUUUCGGGCAGUGCCGCGGGAACGAGCACGGCGACCGGCACGACACAGCAGACCAGCGGCACCGACACGACCAGCACUGAUACCACUGGAACUUGGGAAGCAACGGGAACCACAGAACAAACCGGCACAGUGACUGCCGCCGGUGGGGAUUCCACCGGUACGUGGGGAGCUGCUAGCGACACGCCAUGCUCAGGAUCUUCGGACACUACCGGCACGUGGGGAACGUCAACCGGUGCCACCGGAGCCUCUACCGAUACGACGUCCGGUACUUGGGGGGCUACGACGAACAACGCCGAAGCACCGUGUUCGGGCUCGUCCGACACCGCUCUAGCGACGUCAUCGGGAACGUGGAUCGAGAUCACCAACAGCCCGACGACCGGAAAUUCCGCCACGGAAACCAAUUCAGGCAAGACUGGUGUGCCGACUGCCACGAGUGCUCCAACGACCGAUACGAUUUCGUCGGCAACGUCCUCGACCUCAGAGACUGCGACGUCGGCUACCACUGCUCCAGCAACUCCGGCACCCACCACCACGUUGCCGGCCACCACAGCCCCAGUAGCGACGACUGCAGCUCCAUCAACUUCUUCGGCCACGUCGGACACUACUUCGUCCACGACUACCAGCACCGGCAAGACUGGCGUGUCGACCACGACGACGGCGUCCUCGGGUACCUCAUCGACCAGCUCGGAUGAGUCCACCACGCAGCAGUCGGCCACGCAACAGUCGGCGCGCCGCUCGCUUCGCCACUAAUCGAUCUUCUCAGCGAUCAAAACGGCAUCGACGCAUUCGCUGCCAUUCGCUCAGAUCGAGCACCUCGCCAUUCGAUGUAAUGCGCAAAGCAGCACAAUCUCUGGAAGCGCUAGUCUCCGUUCAUUUUCAGUGUCGUAACCUGUGUAAAUCCACAAUUUCCACUUGGCCUUGUCUUUAAAACUUGGAGCUAAUGAAUAAAUCUACAAAACUCCGUUUAAUCCGACGUUUCAGACUUGCCCG
Messenger RNA from Phytophthora nicotianae INRA-310, 2430 nucleotides. RefSeq lists its product as hypothetical. The transcript has a single exon. Bases 565 to 2190 code for a protein of 541 amino acids. NCBI's taxonomy places the organism in Eukaryota, Oomycota, Peronosporomycetes, Peronosporales, Peronosporaceae. The record is from RefSeq and is a predicted model, not a curated record.